ACUUGGAAAAUUGGUAGAAAGAAGAAAGGAAGAACCUGUCAAACUGUGUGUUCAAUUCAAAGUUUAAAACCACUCACCAAUGACACCAUAGGCAGCGUAGAGGUUAAGUUACAACUGUAUGGAAGAAGAAGAAGUAGAGCAGAGAUUGAUUGCGACACUCCCAAGUCCCUCCCAAGAACACCACCCUCCAUUCUCCACCAAUCUCGGAGCUUCUGAGUAGUUCCGACAGGGCUCAAAGUAAGAAGACAAAAGCUAUUUGUUCUGGGCAUCUCACCAAUCUCAACCCAUCGGAUUCCCAACCAUAAAAAAUUAUUAAAAAAAAAAAAGUGUAGAUUCCACAGCUAAAGUCUCUCGAUAGCUGAUCUGCUAAACCUUUCUGGAGUUGGUACUGGGGUUUCUUCUUCUUCUUCGUCUUCUGCUACUACCGUCUUUUAUUCCUCUCCACUCACUCUCAAUUCUCAAGUGCUGAACGACCUCGAGUGCCGACCCCCCCAACCCUUUUCGUCUCCAAGAAAAUGUAGAAGUUUCAACUGACGCGGUGUGAGAACAAGAAAAAUCGUCCACUGUGGUUUGUCUUUCACUGGUAAAUGAGGUGACCUCUUCCUGUUUUACUCGCAAUUUACUAGUCUCCCUUAUUUCAUUUUCAUGGACAUCUAUCAAUUCAUCAAGUCAUUAUUCGUUACUGUUUUUAUGUGCGUUAGGUUUAGCUCAAGGUUUUCUUCUCUGUAAGCUAUGAAGUGGAUUAAUCGUCUCCUGUGGUUUGUCUUCAGUGCUAAAUGACUUGAACUUUUCUUGUUUUACUUGUUUAGGUCAAGGUUUUCUUCUAUGUAAUCAAUGAAGUAGAUGAGAGAGGAGAACGGUUUUGGGUUCUCGUUCGAGCUCCUCCUCUUCUUUGGACUUGAUUACAGAACCAGAAGAAUCUAGGAGCUUCUCCUUCCACGCUAGUUCGUUUGCGUGAUUCUUAGGAAUUUGGGGUUUAAGGGUUUCUCUGUAAAACCAAAGCCAGACAGGAAAUGAAGGGGGUUCUGGGCGGGAUGUUGCCUGUUGGGGAUUUGGUUCCUGUGAAGGAAGAUGACGUCGAGUGCUCGUUUGCUAUGGAGUACAAAGGCCCGCUUGUCUCAUAUGAUCUUCCCCGAGCUGUUCCUAUCGACAUCAGACGGAUUCCGACUGCUGCGGUGGUUGCCCCUAGUGCAGUGCCCGAUAAAGUGUCCUUGCCGGUUGUCCAGCCACUCCUCGGUCGAGGUACUCUGAGCAAGAAAUUGUCCAAAGAGCUAACCUGUGGUUCUGACGCCGAUAUCUCGCCAAAUUCCGUUAUUGCAUUUGAGCCGCGAAGUAGAGACAGUUAUGAUUAUCGAUUGUCUGAUGAAUUCAGUAACUCCGGCACUGUAGGGUUCUCAAAUGACCACCGUGGAUGUUGUGACUCAUCGGAUGUAAUUGAUGAUAGCUCAGGUGUGCCAGAUUUCUCGAAUAGCCGUGAACGUUCUUGUGAGUUAUCUGGAGGAUUAGGGAGUUCAGGCACGUUGGAUUUUUCUAACAGCCAUGAUGACUCAAAUGACUUAUCUGGAAGCUCAGGUGCGUUGGGAUCUUCAAAUGAUUGCAAGGAGAGUUUAGAUUUUGUAGAAGAUAUAAUGGAUGAUAUUAAUCCACCGGAUUGGGGCUCCCAUGAGUCGAGUUUGCAUUUUCUUUCUUCGGAGAUUUCUUCUUGCCAGGGAGAGGAUGCCAAUGAAGUGCCACCUUGCCAUGACAAAAGAACAUCAGUAGUAACAUUCCUUGACGCUGAAUUGAGCGGCUCAGUUCACGAGGAAGAAAGCUUUGACAAGGUAGAAGUUAACAAAGAAAAAAUUAGGCCUGGAACAAAGGGACCGAAAGGAUCAUGUUAUCGUUGCUAUAAAGGAAAUCGGUUCACAGAAAAGGAGGUCUGCAUUGUAUGCAAUGCAAAGUAUUGCAGCAAUUGUGUGUUGAGGGCGAUGGGGUCGAUGCCAGAAGGAAGGAAAUGUGUUUCUUGCAUUGGAAUUCCUAUUGAUGAGUCAAAGAGAGGGAGCUUAGGUAAAUGUUCUCGAAUGUUGAAGCGGCUUCUUAGCCAGUUGGAAAUUCAGCAGAUAAUGAAUGCUGAAAAAUUAUGUGAAGCGAAUCAGCUGCAGCCGGAGCUUAUUGUUGUGAAUGGGAAGGAGCUGUGUCAAGAGGAGCUUGUCUUAUUGCAGAGCUGCGCAAACCCACCAAAGAAGCUAAAACCGGGACGUUAUUGGUAUGAUAAAGUAUCUGGUCUCUGGGGAAAGGAAGGACAGAAGCCAAGCAGGAUUAUUACAGCCGAUCUAAAGGUUGGGGGUCGUAUCAUGCAAAAUGCUAGCAAUGGAAACACUGGGGUUCUUAUAAAUUAUCGGGAGAUUACUAAAGUAGAACUUCGGAUGCUUCAGCUAGCAGGAGUGCAAUGUGCAGGUAAACCACACUUUUGGUUGAAUGCAGAUGGAUCGUACCAAGAAGAGGGUCAGAAGAAUAUGAAAGGGAAUAUAUGGGACAAGUCUGGAGCAAAGCUUGUUUGUGUUUUGCUAUCGCUGCCAGUUCCUUGUAAGGUUUCGAAUACUUGUGAAGGUGGUGUUAAUAAUCUGGUGAACGGAGUUAUCCCAGACUACUUUGGCCAGAGAGCACUUCAGAAGCUUCUUUUAGCUGGAUAUAAGGGAUCCGGAUCAAGUACCAUAUUCAAACAGGCCAAGAUUUUGUACAACUCUACCCCUUUCUCAGAGGAUGAGCUUGAAAAUAUCAAGCUGAUGAUCCAGAGCAAUGUAUACAGAUAUCUUGCUGUACUGCUUGAGGGGCGUGAACAUUUUGAGGAAGAAAGUUUGACUGAAAUCACAAAAAAACAUUCUCGUGAUCAAUCUGGUACCCUAGGGAAUGACAAUGAAAGUGAUGACAAAGUAGUUUACUCCAUUGGCCCAAGGUUGAAGGCAUUCUCGGACUGGCUUCUCAAAGUUAUGGUAUCAGGUAAUCUGGAGGCCAUCUUCCCAGCCGCUACUCGAGAAUAUGCGCCAUUAGUUGAGGAGUUGUGGAAGGAUGCAGCCAUUCAGGCCACAUACAACCGGAGAAGGGAACUACAAAUGCUACCUACUGUUGCUAGUUAUUUUCUGGAGCGGGUUGUUGAGAUCUGUAAGACGGAUUAUGAACCUUCCAAUAUGGACAUCCUAUACGCUGAGGGAAUCACUUCAUCAAAUGGGCUUGCAUACAUGGACUUCUCAUUCCCCCGUUCAGCAUAUGGUAGCAACCUUGAUACUGCUGAUGUGCAUGAUCCCUUGCUGAGGUAUCAACUCAUUAGAGUGGAUGCAAGAAGCCUUAAGGAAAACUGCAAGUGGCUGGAAAUGUUUGAAGAUGUUAGACUUGUUAUCUUUUGUGUUUCCUUGACUGACUAUGAUCAAUCAUUUGAUGAUGGGAAUGGGGUUGCAAUGAAUAAGAUGUUGGCUAGCAGGAGGCUCUUUGAGAGCAUUGUCACUCAUCCUAGUUUCAAUCAGAUAGAUUUUCUUCUGAUACUCAACAAGUUUGAUUUGUUUGAACAAAAGAUUGAACAUGUCCCUCUAACUGUGUGCGACUGGUUCAAUGACUUCAACCCAGUGAUCAGCCGCCAUCGUUCCAACAAUAACAGCUUCAACAAUAAUUCUUCACUGGCUCAGCAGGCUUCCUACUAUAUUGGUGUCAAGUUCAAGAGGCUGUUUUCUUCUUUUACUGAUCGUAAGUUGUAUGUUUCGAUGGUGAAUGGGUUGGAUCCAGAUACCGUUGAUCAAGCUCUUCAUUAUGCAAGUGAGGUUCUGAAGUGGGAUGAUGAAAGAGCCUACUUCAGUAUCAGUGAGUACUCGAUUUACAGCACAGAAGCAAGCUCCAUCUCCCAUUGAUGUUGAAUGGAAAUGACUUGUCAUGCUCCAGCUCUGUGUAAAUCAGUAUUCAGUGCCAGUGUACAUAUACAAACUGUAAAGCAAAAGAACAAGAAUAUAAUUGUUUUGGGUAAAAUAUUGAGAAUGAGUAAAAGAUUGAAAUUCCCUUCGUCUUUA
This is a messenger RNA of Macadamia integrifolia, 4034 nucleotides long. RefSeq names its product extra-large guanine nucleotide-binding protein 1-like. Gene Ontology annotation, molecular function: G-protein beta/gamma-subunit complex binding; GTPase activity; guanyl nucleotide binding. The record is from RefSeq and is a predicted model, not a curated record. Bases 1014 to 3878 code for a protein of 954 amino acids. NCBI's taxonomy places the organism in Eukaryota, Viridiplantae, Streptophyta, Magnoliopsida, Proteales, Proteaceae. Gene Ontology annotation, biological process: adenylate cyclase-modulating G protein-coupled receptor signaling pathway. Gene Ontology annotation, cellular component: heterotrimeric G-protein complex. The transcript is spliced from 9 exons.